Molecule: messenger RNA, 444 nt
Organism: Aspergillus calidoustus
Lineage: Eukaryota; Fungi; Ascomycota; Eurotiomycetes; Eurotiales; Aspergillaceae
Source: the annotation of a GenBank genome assembly
AUGUCCUCCUUCAACUAUUACUCGCUCCCCGGCUUCGGCGAAGAAUGCCGCGAAAAGUACGGCUUCAGCGACGCUUGCAUCAUCGGUGAGCGGCUGGUCAUCACCGGGCAGACCGGGAUAGACCCCCUGACCAGAGUCACUUCACCAGACAUCGAGGCACAGAUUGCCCAGGCCUUUCACAACAUCGAUGAGUUGAUCAUCCACACUCUCGCUCAAGCAGGGCACGCUACCAAGGACAAAGGGACUGGGUGGGAUAAUGUCGUGAAACUGCGCGCGUACUUUGUGGGCUUGUCGACCAUGCGGGACCAGGCGCGGCAACUGAUGGUCCAGUACAUCCGCCAGUGGUGCCCUCGUCAUCAGCCCUUGUUCACCAUGGUGGGGAUUGAAAGUCUUCCGUUUCCAGAGCACCGGGUGGAGUUUGAAGUCGAUGUCUGGAUUCCGUGA